AUGGCCGAUGGAUGGACUGAUCGUUGUAGGCGUACUUUGAUUAAUUUUUUAGUUUAUUGUCCUAAAGGAACUGUUUUUCUAAAGUCAACUGAUGCUUCUAAUAUCUCAAAAAUUGCUAAAAAUUUGUUUAAGUUGUUUAGGGAUGUUGUAUUGUUUGUUGGUCUUGAGAAUGUUGUGCAUAUUGUAACGGACAAUGCUGCAAACUAUGUUGCUGCGGGAAGAUUGUUGGAGGCUGAGUUUCCUAAAUUGUAUUGGUCCCCUUGUGCAGCUCAUUGUGUUAAUCUGAUGUUUCAAGAUAUUGGGAAGUUGCAAGAAGUGAGUCAAACUAUGUCACAAGCUUCACUGAUCACUAAGUAUAUCUAUAAUCAUUGCUCUCCACUGUUCUUGAUGAGAAAGUUUACAGAUGGGCAGGAAAUACUUCGUCCAGCUCCAACUCGGUUUGCUACUAAUUUCAUUGCUUUGCAAAGUAUUUUAGCUCAAAAGGAUCCUUUGAGAGCUAUGGUGACUUCUAAAGAAUUUACAAGCUCAGCUUACUCCAAAGAAGCCAAAGCUAAGAAAUUUGUGGAUCAAGUCUUGGAUUCUAAAUUUUGGAGUCAAUGCACUGAUAUUGUUAAGCUUACCUCGCCACUUGUUCAUGUUUUACGUAUUGUGGAUAGUGAAGACAGACCUGCCAUGGGUUAUCUUUAUCAAGCUAUUUAUAAGGCUAGAGAAGAAAUGGUGAGGAGGUUUCAGAAAAGAAAGAAGGUUGUUGAUCCUUAUUUGAAGAUUUUGGAUACCCGUUGA
Messenger RNA from Arachis ipaensis, 783 nucleotides. Lineage: Eukaryota; Viridiplantae; Streptophyta; Magnoliopsida; Fabales; Fabaceae. The record is from RefSeq and is a predicted model, not a curated record.